This is a messenger RNA of Spirodela intermedia, 1122 nucleotides long. The record is from the annotation of a GenBank genome assembly. Lineage: Eukaryota; Viridiplantae; Streptophyta; Magnoliopsida; Alismatales; Araceae.
AUGUCGAAGGAGGUGACAGUCGACGCGGAGCAGCAUGUGGCCAAGGACUACACAGACCCGCCGCCGGCGCCGCUGCUGGACCUGGGCGAGCUCCGCCUGUGGUCGUUCUACAGGGCCCUCAUCGCCGAGUUCAUAGCUACUCUCCUCUUCCUCUACGUCACCGUAGCCACUGUCAUCGGCCACCUUAAGCAGACCGAGGCUUGCGGCGGUGUUGGCGUCCUGGGGAUCGCUUGGGCCUUCGGCGGCAUGAUCUUCGUCCUCGUAUACUGCACCGCCGGCAUCUCCGGUACCUGAUCUCUCCUCCCCUCGCCGACUCCUCUUCGCUCCUGUCACUCCGGCGACUGUCUAAGCGUGCUUUGCGCAGGUGGCCACAUCAACCCGGCGGUGACCUUCGGGCUGUUCCUCGCGAGGAAGGUGUCGCUGCUGCGGGCCUUCCUCUACAUGGUGGUGCAGUGCCUGGGGGCCAUAUGUGGGGUGGGUCUGGUGAAGGCCUUCAUGAAGAGCCCCUACAACUCCCUCGGCGGUGGUGCCAACGUGGUGAAUCCCGGCUACUCUAAGGGCACGGCCCUCGGCGCAGAGAUCAUCGGCACCUUCGUCCUUGUCUACACCGUGUUCUCCGCCACCGACCCCAAGCGUAGCGCCCGCGAUUGCCACGUUCCGGUAUGAUCCUCUGACACGACGGUGCCUGUUUAGUCUCCUUCUUGCUGGUUUCCUUCUUCCCCCGCCUGCAAAAUGUGUUCUCAGCUGUUCUUUGUCCUGUAGGUCCUGGCUCCCCUUCCAAUCGGGUUUGCUGUGUUCAUGGUGCACCUGGCCACCAUCCCCAUCACCGGGACGGGCAUUAACCCGGCGAGGAGCUUCGGCGCCGCUGUCAUCAUCAACCGGGGCAAUGUCUGGGACGAUCAUGUGCGCUUCACCCUCUCUCUCUCUCUCUCUCGCUGGUUGAGCACCAAACAUCCAACGUUCUAACCCUGUCUAUGUCUACUCUGUUCUUCGUUGGAGCAGUGGAUCUUCUGGGUUGGGCCCUUCGUCGGCGCUCUCGCCGCCGCAGCGUACCACCAGUACAUCUUGAGGGCGGCGGCACUCAAGGCCUUGGGCUCCUUCCGCAGCAACCCCCGCAACUGA